AUGCGUGCCAAAAGUAAAAUCUAUCACAUCGACUGCUUCCGUUGUGUGGCUUGCAGCCGGCAGCUGAUACCCGGAGACGAGUUUGCUCUCCGCGAGGACGGUCUGUUUUGCAAGUCUGACCACGACGUCGUCGAACGGGCCGCGUCCGGCAACCAGAAUGGCAACUCUGGCGGCGGAGCAGAUGCCAACGGCAAUUCCACACCAAACAGCAGUUUGCAUUCCAAUGGAAACUCCAACAGCAGCAGCGAGGGACGGAUGGGACAAGGAUUACAGAUGGCCGGAAGAGCAGAGCCGAUGCAAAACAACAGAUCAGGUGGUAUGCGACCCCAUGUGCACAAAACGGAACAGAAGACGACGCGCGUGCGCACAGUCCUGAACGAAAAACAGUUGCACACGCUUCGCACCUGUUACAACGCCAACCCUCGGCCAGACGCCCUCAUGAAGGAGCAACUGGUAGAGAUGACGGGGCUGAGUCCCCGCGUUAUACGGGUCUGGUUCCAAAAUAAACGUUUGAUGGCACAUUUUUUUUUCAUCGAUGAUAUUCAAUCGGAACGUUUUCUUAUUGUUCUCAGGUGA
This is a messenger RNA of Acanthosepion pharaonis, 576 nucleotides long. NCBI's taxonomy places the organism in Eukaryota, Metazoa, Mollusca, Cephalopoda, Sepiida, Sepiidae. The record is from the annotation of a GenBank genome assembly.